This is a messenger RNA of Saprolegnia diclina VS20, 1241 nucleotides long. RefSeq lists its product as hypothetical. The coding region runs from base 74 to 1198 and encodes 374 amino acids. The record is from RefSeq and is a predicted model, not a curated record. The transcript has a single exon. NCBI's taxonomy places the organism in Eukaryota, Oomycota, Saprolegniomycetes, Saprolegniales, Saprolegniaceae. Gene Ontology annotation, cellular component: lysosome. Gene Ontology annotation, molecular function: cysteine-type endopeptidase activity.
ACAUCAUGGCGCCCGACCGCUAUAAUUAUCCCUCGUCUCCGAGGCAGACUUCUCAUUGCACAAGUGGAAGUCCAUGGCACUGCGUGCGAUCUGGAGUAGCCUUUUGCUGGCAGCGCUGUUCACCGCCAGCGCCGACGGCCGCCGUGUGAAAGCGCUCCGCGCGCGCUUUGCGCACUGGCGCCACUCGCCCGCAGGUCAAAUCGCACUGCAACGCGGGUUCCUCGAGAGCAACCACACACUGGAGCGCUACUUUAACGCACGGCUCCGCGCCCGGGCGCUGCGGCGCGCGAAUCCCCACGCAACCUUUGGCCUCACACCGUACGCGCUCUUGACACCAGACGAGUUUCAACACUGGGUCGACCCCAACCGCACGUUCCAUCUCAACGACUCUAGCAUCGUUGACCGCGGGUUUGCGUCGACCAACUGGACGAUUGUCGCUGGCACAACCCCGGACGAGUGGCACAUUGAUAUCGUGCGCGAUGACCCGGUCGUGGCGCCACCGACGUUGCCCGCCGACACAAGUAACGCGUCGACGCCGGUCGAGUGGGCGGUCGACCACACGCGCUGCUACGUGACACCGCCGCGCUUCCAAGGCCGGUGCGGCAACUGCUGGGCGUUCGCAUCGAACGCUGCAAUUGAAGGCGCGUACUGCGCCAAGUUCAACACGACGAUUUCGCUUUCGGACCAGUUUGUCACGACGUGCAGCGACAGCCGCGGCGGCUGCAACGGCGGUACGACAGUUGCCGGCAUCAACUUUGCGCGGUCCGGCGCGUGUGCGCUGGCAGACGCACCGUUCACUCUGGGCAAAACCGGCACCGGUGGAGCAUGCCAGCCCUGCGCCAAGCCGCUCGAGUUGGGGGUCGCAGGCGUCGGUCGCGUCGCCAAGUCGGUCGCCGCCUUCCAGCGCACGCUCGCCACGACGCCGAUUGCCGUGAGCUUGAGCGCGGGCAACCCAGCGUGGCAGUUUUACGUCGGUGGCGUCUUGACAUCCGGGCACAAUGCGAGCGCGCCGUUGGACCACGCCGUGACCAUUGUCGGGUACGGCGUCGCGAACGGCGGCGUGCCUGUCUGGAAGAUCCGCAACUCGUGGGGCACCAAGUGGGGCGAAGGCGGGUACAUGCUGCUCGACGCCUCGACCAAUGGCACCGCCAACGGGCUCUUCCACGUCCUUUCCCAAGGGUUUGUGCCGCUGAUGUAGCCUCGUAUGCAUAUCUGUUCGAAUCCAUCCUGCUUCUUGUUGA